Molecule: messenger RNA, 1473 nt
Organism: Trichomonas vaginalis G3
Lineage: Eukaryota; Parabasalia; Trichomonadida; Trichomonadidae
Product: GTPase activation domain, GAP family
Exons: 1
Coding region: 1-1473 (490 amino acids)
Source: RefSeq, a predicted model, not a curated record
AUGUUGAAAGUUCCUACUACUACAGAUGACUUUUUGAUUAACCAGAUUAUGGAUGAAGCUGAGUUUUUCUCAAAGAGCCAGAUGCUGUACUUUGAACGAAACCAAAUCUUUCAAUCAUACGUUAUUACAACUCAUCCACCAGCAACAAAUACAGACCCUCCAGGAACAUAUGCUAAAUUGCAUCCUUCAUAUGAUCCCUCUAAUCUUUCUCCACAAAAUAUCUUCAGAGCAGGUCAAUAUGCUGAUCCACAUGAAAUUAAUUACAGAUUAUUCCAACAAAACCCAUCACAAACAUUCUUUGUUCAGAUUACCAGCCAACAGCAAGUACUUUGGCUUAUCUCAUUGCCUACAACAUAUAUGUUAUUCAAUCAAAAUUCAUUAACUACCCAAUUAUUCAAGAAAGUCAAAGAAGUGUCGAUUAAAGGCAAUAACAUUUCAUUUUUAAAGAACGACAAAGAGAUCAAAUACCCAAUUAAAGUAAAUGAAAAUGGAAAUUUGGAAUUUACAGUAGGUUAUGUACAAGAUGUUUUGACGAAAGCUCAGCAAUUUGGUUCAUUUAAUCUUUUCUUCCGAUCUUUCUUUGGUAUUGGCGGAUAUCCAGCAGUAAAACCACAAAUCGAAUCCUAUUUCAGAGCUUUAGUCGAGAAUGUUCAAUUCCUACUUAUUUUCUCAUUACUACGUAAAUCAGUACCUCAGCCUGUCGUUAAUGCAUGGCUAGAAGCCGCUGGCCAUAACAUUAUUUCAUUAGUUCCAUUAUCUCUUUAUUACUACUUCAAUUCCUUUACCGAUCCCAAUCUAGUCUUCAGGCAAGACUCAUUCCUUACCAAUCUUCUUACCAAAGUCAUAGAAAAAGACCAAGGAAUGAAAGAUUUCCUUUCAAGUAUUGAUAUUCAAGCCGAAGACCUUGGCGAAGAGUUCUUUACCAAAUUCGAGCAAACGGAGCUCAAUCCUCUCUCCCAUUUCCUUCUUUACCACGCAUUUACAGAAGCAAGAAGAGCAUUUCCAACUCAAGGAGCCGAAUACUACGCAGUUUCAGGUAUUUUGUUCCUUAGAAUCAUGACUCCUUAUUUGUCCUACAAGAAUCCUGGUUCUUCAAAGAGAAUCGCAACUUUGACGUCUUUGUACAACAUGACUGAGUCAAAAGUUGGAAUAGAAAAAGUGAAGAGAAUGAAAGACAUGAUUUCGAGAUUUGAAGUGUUCCCUGACGAAUUCGGUAUCGAGAAAUCACCGCCAACAAGCCUCAAGUCAAUAAAUGUCCUCAUGCAGUUCAUCAACGAAAAUGCACAGGCUUUCUACGACUUGUCAAAGACAAUUGACGUCAAAUCAAUUGCUGACAAGUACUACACAGUUAUGACUGGAAAAGCUCCAAUUGACGACGGACCGGUCAGAGAUCAGCCUCCUGAUUUCGAUGAACCAUCAAAUGAAUACUCAGGAAUGGAAAGUGAAUUGUCAAAUUUAAGCCAAGAUGAUUAA